AUGCAGUGGCAAACGGUGGCUUAUCUUUCGAUUAUCCUUGGCGGUGUCCUCGUUUCCUGUUCGCCGAUUUUGAAUGGAGAUCAAACGCCCGAUUUAGUAAGGAAAACUCGUCACAUUGGAGGAUUUGGUGGUGGCGGUGCGAUUGUUGGAGGCGGUGUAAUUGCUGGCGGCGGUGGUGUUGGUGGUUUAGUUGCGCCACCACCCAUCAUUCAAACGGUUCCCGUUGUCUCCACCAUUCCAGUCAUCACAACUGUGCCAGUUGUCUCCUCAUACUCAACUGUUCAGGCAGUGCCAAGUUAUGGUUAUGGAGGAGCAGGCUUGGGUGGUGCCGGCUUGGGUGGUGCUGGCUUGGGUGGUGCUGGCUUUGGUGGUGCCGGUGGUUUCGUUGGCGGCGGCAUCGGAUUUGCUAAAUUCAAAGGUAUCGGCUUUGGCGGCUUGUUAGGUUAA
Molecule: messenger RNA, 447 nt
Organism: Drosophila willistoni
Lineage: Eukaryota; Metazoa; Arthropoda; Insecta; Diptera; Drosophilidae
Product: acanthoscurrin-1
Exons: 1
Coding region: 1-447 (148 amino acids)
Source: RefSeq, a predicted model, not a curated record